AUGGAGGGGGAUAUUCGUACAUCUACCGACAAUUCCUAUUCGAACUUGUCACUGCCUCGGCCCGGAGGAUCUCAGGUCACAGAAAAGCGCAGGCUAUUAUUGAUCUAUAUCCAUGGCUUCAUGGGCUCCGAGGCUAGUUUUCAUGACCUUCCACUGCAUGUUCAUGAUCUCUUGACAGGCUCUUUGAGCGAGUCACAUAUCGUGUACACUCGCAUGUAUCCUCGCUACAAGUCUCAAGGCGAAAUGCAAACGGCGGUGAACCAGUUCAGUACCUGGCUCUCGCCCCAUGAAGCAGAGGACCUGGACGUUAUCCUUUUGGGACAUAGUCUUGGCGGGAUUCUAGCCGCAGACGUUGCACGCCUGCAACAAGACGGGCAACAGAAACAUCGGAUCUUAGGAGUUGUGGGGUUCGAUGUGCCGUUUCUAGGAAUCCAUCCCCGUGUGAUACCCACUGGGACCAUGGGGUCAAUGCCAAAGAAGAACCCCGCGCCUGAGGAAAAGCUCGCGGACGAAGAACGAUCGCUCGGCUUGGAACCGGCAUUCAAACCAGCUCCUAGUCCUAACUUCGAUCCUCCAUUCAUGAAUGAUGUCCGCUUGGUUGACCGUGGCUUUUUCAAGGGUCUUAUGCACUUUGUCAACAAAAAUACUGACAAUCUAUCACGAUCCAUCUUCGAUCGCGUCAUGUCGCCCUUGAAAUUUGCGGGCUGCGUCAAUAACUACUCCGAGCUUCGUCAACGAUACCGGCAUCUGAUGGAACUGGAAGCUGCGGAGUCGAGUCCCAGCAGAGUACGAUUUGUUAAUUACUAUACGGCGAGCACUGGCCGCAAACCGCAGAAACCCAAGGCGAAACCUCCAAAGAAGGACAAAAAGUCUAAGAAGAAAGAGGAAGAGACCGCAAAGGAAAGUGAAAGCGUUGAGCAAAUCCAAGAUGCAACCGAAAUCAACCCAGAGGAGUCUCCAGAAAAGCUCGAUGUUUCUGAAAGUAUUGAAGCAACCAAAUCCAUGAGCAAUCUGUCAAUAAAAGAGCAAACCUUGGAACCCUCACUAUCUAAUUCUUCACCGAUAAUCGAAAAGACUGGGGAGAAGCAGGACUCCUUCUCAGAGGAUAAUGCAAGCAUGGCACCAUCUACCACAGCCACAAUCGACCAGACCGAGAGCCCGUCCCUCUCAGGAAGCGUCUCCCUCUCAACGGAGAGUGGGUCGCUCUCAGUGACAGAGUCUCCAGAUGUCUCUAAACAGCAACUUCGGAAGUUCAUCCUUUUGCCAUCGCAUCAUUGGAAGUACAACGACAACUCCCACUGGGAGCCAAUAUUAAUGGAGGAUAUGGACGAAGUGAUGGCACAUCAGUCCAUGUUUAUUCCACAGGGUGCGAACUAUGACCAUCUUGUUGGAAACUGUGUGGGUCUAAUUGAAGAGUGGAUUGAGAAUGAUCUUAGUCGACGGUUUCUUCAAGAGAGCCUUGAUUAA
Molecule: messenger RNA, 1467 nt
Organism: Penicillium bovifimosum
Lineage: Eukaryota; Fungi; Ascomycota; Eurotiomycetes; Eurotiales; Aspergillaceae
Exons: 2
Coding region: 1-1467 (488 amino acids)
Source: RefSeq, a predicted model, not a curated record